GACGUAGGGCUCGGAGGGCGUGGCCUCAAUAGAAGUUGUCAGGGUGGAAUGGCGCUCGGCGCGGUAUUUUGAACAAUCGUGUGUCCCUUUCGCUGUUCUUGAUCUGAAUACGUACCCAGUUACAACAAGUCGGAUAAUCUCCCAAGCAUGGACGUGGUGUCCCCAGAGCUCAUCAACCUCCUCCCGGACGAGAUCAUGGAUACCGAGGCCAUCAUCGCGGAGGAGGUCCCCGUCUCCGCGGCCCAGCCGUGUGACGUGGCGCCGGUUCCCAUGGAAACGGACGCGCCCGUCACCACGGUCACGCAUAAAAACCCGCAGCUCUGUGCGACCCUGACGCCGGCGCCCCUCCGGAGCGGCCUGCCGAGCCAGCUGACCCUCGUCGUCUCCAGCGCCUCUUCGUCGCCGUCGUCGACGCUGGCCUUCAAGCCCAUGUUCGCCACGUCGACGGUCACCUCCACCCGGACCACGGCCAGCCUCGCGGGCGCCAGCGUCCCCGCCGGCAGCGGCUUGCAGAAGCUCUCGCCGGGCUCCUUCGCCAUAUCCGCCGCCAACCACCAGAUCAUCCUCAACAAGGUGGCGGAGGCCACCAAGACCUCGGGCAUGGGGGUGAGCGCCAGCACGGCGCAGGUCAUCAAGCAGGAUGGACAGAAGCUGCUGGUCACGACCAUCGGGAAGUCGGGGCAGCCCAUAAUGCUUCAGCUGCCCCAGAAGAGCGUCCUGGGCCAGGCCUCGGGGGACAGCAAGUCCCCCGCACCCCAGUACAAGGUGGUGACGAUCGGGGGCAGGACGGAGCUGAAGCCGGUGAUGGGGAGCCCAGGCAGUCCACUGCCCGUGUCGGCGCUGCAAGCCCAGCAGCUGAAGACGUUGCAGAUUGCUAAGAAAGCACAGGUUUCCUCGGCGGCUCCCAUCAAGUACAUAAUCACCAAAACCGUCAGCAAAGGAUUGACGUCUCAAACAACCGUUUCUCCCGUUAUUGCCGGACGAGUACUGAAUUCACCAGUGAUGUCCACGAAGACCAUCAGUAUCUCAGAGUCUCUCAACACCAGCCUGCAUAAAAAGAUUGCCAUUUCGCCUCUAAAGUCACCCAGCAAGCUGACCGUGGUGUCGGUCGCCUCCCAGACCCCCAACGCCACGCAGAAGUCGAUGGGGGUCCCGGUCAACAUGGCCCUGGGCCAGCAGAUCCUAACCGUGCAUCAGCCCGCUGCUGUAUCCCCCUCCAAGGGGGUAUCAAACCAGUCCGCCGCCCAGAGCCUGAAGCCGGUGCAGACGGUGACCAUGGGCGGCUCCCACUUCAAGACCAUCAUCCCCCUGGCCACGCAGCCCAACGUGCAGCAAAUCCAGGUCCCCGGCAGCCGCUUCACCUACGUCCGGCUGGUCACCUCCACCACCGCCAACCCCACCACCCUGCAGGCGGGGGGCCCCACCACCAGCACCAUGCAGACAGCCAAACCCAUGGUGGUCAACACAGGAACGGUACGGAUGUCUGUGCCCAUCGCCCCGGCCCAGACCAUGAAACAGAUGGUGCCAAAGUCGAUUACGACGACGACCCAGGUGCUGACCAACGCCCAGACCCAGCAGCGGCUGAUCAUGCCCGCCACUUCCCUGCCCCAGAUCCAGCCCAACUUCACCAACCUGCCCCCAGGGACUGUGCUGGCACCAGCCCCCGGGACGGGGAACGUAGGCUACGCUGUGGUGCCCGCGCAAUACGUCGCGCAGCUCCAGCAGUCCUCCCUGGUGACCAUGGCUAGCAGCUCUGGGUUCCACACCCCCACCGGGGCCCAGACCCAGGCCCGGCUGCCUGUCAACGGCUUGUCCACGGCAACAGACUCCUCCACGAGGCCUAGGAAACCGUGCAACUGCACCAAGUCACAAUGUCUCAAACUAUAUUGCGACUGCUUUGCAAACGGGGAGUUCUGCAAUAACUGCAACUGCAAUAACUGCUUCAAUAACCUGGAGCAUGAAACGGAACGACUCAAAGCCAUAAAGACGUGUCUGGACCGCAAUCCCGGCGCUUUCAAGCCCAAGAUCGGCAAGGGGAAGCAGGGGGAAUCGGACCGCAGACACAGCAAGGGCUGCAACUGCAAGCGCUCGGGCUGUCUGAAGAACUACUGUGAAUGCUACGAGGCGAAGAUCAUGUGCUCGUCAAUAUGCAAGUGUGUCGGCUGCAAGAACUUUGAGGAGAGCCCAGAGAGGAAGACUCUGAUGCACCUGGCCGACGCGGCAGAGGUGCGGGUGCAGCAACAGACGGCUGCCAAGACCAAGCUGUCCUCGCAGAUCUCCGACCUGCUCACGAGAACCACGCCAAUCAGCACGAGUGGAGGCGGCCGGCUGCCUUACACGUUUGUCACAAAGGAGGUGGUGGAGGCGACGUGCGAGUGUCUCCUGGACCAGGCCCGGCAGACUGAGCUGAGCGGGCAGCCGCAGGCCCUGGCUGAGCGGCUGAUCCUGGAGGAGUUCGGACACUGUCUCAUGAGGAUCAUCAGCUCGGCGGGGAAGGCCAAGUCGGACUGCAUCAACUGUUAGACCUGGACUCCCCUCGACCCUGUUCCCUGGGUCUGGCUCAUUCAGACCCCUGUUCCUUAAAGGAGCCGCUUGGGAGUGAGUUGGCAGAGAAUGAAACCAGUCCCGUUUUCCCCUCUCAUGUACCUCCAUUCUACCCCCCCUGGGCUUUUAAUUUGAAGGACAAAAUAAUGACUUGACAUCAAUGGACAUUGGACAGUAGAGUGAGCUACUGCCUUGCUAAGGAUCGCAGCCGGAUGAAACCGGACUGAUAACGCUAACUCGGACACGCAUUAUGCACAAUGUUGGCAGAGCUGCACAUAUUUUGGAUUAAAAAAAUAAUCUACAAAUUCUUGUAGCUUAGUGCUAAUAUGUUUCCGUAGUCAUGUGCCUACCUGGAAGCUCAGUUGGAAUAAUGAGUUUUGUUUUUUCUCUCAUCAUUAGCAAUGACAAAUGGCUAAAUAUAUGUAAAGAGAAAAAUGAACACAGUAGGAUUUUUUGCGUCCUAAAUGCGCGGAGGGUAGCUCAUUCAACCUGCACACAGAUUGUAUAUUUGACUGAUAACAAUUUGCUAUUUAAUUUACUAAUAUUCUCUUUGCCAGGUAUAUCCAUGACUCCAUUAAUGACAUCCUUUUUACACCUGGCUUUACAACCAUGUCCGAUAAUCUUGUGUGAGCGCGUCCUCAGAGAAUUCUGGAGAAAAUCCCUACAAAAUCAAGUGUUCAUGGUAGUUUUUAUGAUAGCUUAGCAUUUGGCCUGAUUAUAAAAUUGUGGUGAGUUAUUUAAAUAUCAGGAGAAAAUCUCUUGCCACAAUCAAUUUAUAACUGCUUGUUUUGUAUGUUUUUAUUUAAUAUUUUCCUUAAAUGCCAUCCCUCCCUAAUAUAUUUAAGAAUUAAGCUAGGCGCCAACCUUAUGGCUAGUUUAUACUGAUUCUUUAACCAACAGACUUCUCAAAUUGUGAGUUUUCUCUGGCUGCAGGAAAUAUGUAUGGUUUAGAUUCGCAACUUGUACUUCAUCUUGAUAAUUUUUUUUUACUUGAAUUUAGUACCCAAAAUUACCCUAAUACAAACAUUGGUUCCCUCAGGAAUAACCCGUAAAGCAUUUUCGGAUUAUUCCAAGAUGGAUGAAAACAUGAGGAUCUGCAAUAGGAAGAUUCUGUCACCUUAGCGACAUGGAGCUGUACUGUAUCGUGUUUGCUUUUAAUUCAGAUUCAGAAGUAUUGCUGCUUUUGACUGUUUGUCUUCCAUUCUUCACAAUAUUUUGUCAAUGCAAAGUUGCCUUAAAAUAAUUUUGAAAAGCAAAA
This is a messenger RNA of Gadus macrocephalus (Pacific cod), 3802 nucleotides long. RefSeq names its product lin-54 DREAM MuvB core complex component (gene lin54). Lineage: Eukaryota; Metazoa; Chordata; Actinopteri; Gadiformes; Gadidae. The record is from RefSeq and is a predicted model, not a curated record. The transcript is spliced from 14 exons. The coding region runs from base 148 to 2523 and encodes 791 amino acids. Gene Ontology annotation, cellular component: nucleus. Gene Ontology annotation, biological process: regulation of DNA-templated transcription.